UGUGCCAUGGUGUGCCCUAAGAGGCCAUGUCCUGCCAGGCUGAGCCACACUGCAUGGAUCCAGGCUGGGCUGUGCUGAGCUGUGCCCAGGCUGGGCUUUGCUGUGCCAUGCAGCACUGUGCCAGGCCAGCCCAGGCUGUGCUGAGCCAUGCCAGGCUGAUCCAUGCCAGGCUGUGCCAUGCCAGGCAGUGUCAAGCUAAGCAGAGCUGUGCCAAGCCGAGCUGGGCUGGCGUAGGUUGUUCUGUGCCAUGCCAGGCUGUGCCAAGCCAUAGUUGGCUGGCCUGAGUUGUGCUAUAGCAUGCCAAGCCAGGCUGGGCUGGGCUGGGCCAUCUUGGGCUGUGCCGUGCUGGGCUAUGCCUGGUUAGGCUGUGCAGUGUGAUGCCAGGCUGUGCUGUGCUGUGCCGUGCCAUGCUGGGCUGUGCCGUGCUGUGCCGAGCUAUGCCAUGUUGUGCUGUGCCAGGCUGGGCUGUACUCUGCCAAGCUGUGCCAGGCCGUGCCGGGCCAUGCCAAGCUAUGCCAUGCUGUACUGUGCCGGGCUGUGCUGUGCCAGGCAGCGCCAGCCCAUGCCAUGCCGGUCCGUGCCGGGCCAUGCCGCUCACUCCGCGCCGCUCCGCCCGGUGCCCGUCGGGGCGGUCUCUCGGCAGCGCCGCCCCCCGCGUCAUUCCCGGGCCGGGCGGGGCGAGGCUGCGGGCGGGGCGGCACUGCGGGCGCGCCGGGAGGCUCCGGGCCGGGCCGAGCCGAGCCGGGACAGGGACCGAGGCGGGACCGGGCUGAACCGCGCCGGGACAAGGACUGAGCUGAGCCGGGGCGGGACAGAGCAAAACCGAGCCGGUACCGAGCUGAACCGAGCCGGUACCGAGCUGAACCGGGACAGUGCCGGGCCGAGCCGAGCCGGUACCGUGCAGAACCGGGCCAUUACCGAGCUGAACCGAGCCGGCACGGGGCUGACCCGGGCUAGUACCGGGCCGAGCCGGGCCGGUACGGGGCUGAACAGAGCCAGUACGGGGCUCACUCGGGCCGGUACCGAGCUGAACCGAGCCGGCACGGGGCCGAACCGGGCCAGUACCGGGCGGACCCGAGCCGGCACGGGGCUGAACCGGACCAAUACCGAGCUGAACCGAGCCGGUACGGGGCCGAACCGAGCCGGUACGGGGCCGAGCCGGGGCAAUAGCGGGCCGAGCCGGGCCGGUACCGGGCAGCCCGCGGCCGGCGCGGGUCAGAGCCGGCGCGGGGCCGAGGCGCGGGGCCGGGGGUGCCGGGGCGGCCGUGUGCCCGGGGCGGCGCUGUCGCUGCGGGGCGGCGCGGGGGGCACGGCGGGCAGCACGGCCAGCAGCGGCUACUGCAGCCAGGAGGACUCCGACUCCGAGCCCGAGCUCUUCUACACCGCCCGCACCUCCCUCGGCCGCCGCCCGCGACGCAGGCAGGAUGAGCCCAGUGAGUGGGAGAAGACAGAGCUGGACCAGGAGCAGGUGGAGCAGCGGAUCAAGGAGUACAACAGCCAGAUCAACAGCAACCUCUUCAUGAGCAUGAACAAGGACGGCUCCUACACCGGGUUCAUCAAGGUGCAGCUGAAGCUGGUGCGCCCCGUCUCGGUGCCGGCCACCAAGCGGGCUCCCUCGCUGCGACCGGGACCGCGCGCCCAAGGCGUGAAGCGCCGCACGUCCUUCUACCUGCCCAAGGGCACCGUCAAGCACCUGCACAUCCUCUCGCACACCCGCGUCAGCGAGGUCAUCGACGCCCUCCUCCGCAAGUUCACCGUCGUCGACAACCCCCGCAAGUUCGCCCUCUUCGAGAGAUCCGAGAAGGAUGAGCAAGUGUACCUGCGGAAGCUGGGUGACGAUGAGCAGCCUCUGCGGCUGCGGCUGUUGGCCGGCCCCAGCGAGAAGGUCCUCAGCUUUGUCCUGAAGGAGAACGAGACCGGGGAGGUGAAUUGGGAUGCCUUCACCUUGCCGGAGCUGCACAACUUCUUGCGCAUCCUGCAGCGGGAGGAGGAGGAGCACGUGCGCCAACUGCGCCAUCGCUACGCCCGCUGCCGCCAGAAGAUGCAGGAGGCGUUGGCCACGCUCACGCCGGGAUGACCGCGUCACCCACGUCUGUGGCCAGCCAGCACGUCAGGACCCUCGCCCGCCAGCGCGUGGGGGAACCGGGGAGGGGGGUGGAGAGGGGCACCCCAGCACCCACUGGGUCGUCGCGGCCCACGUGGGGCUGGCCCGGGGACUGGGGGUCCCCGCGAGGAGUGAGUGUCUCCAGGGAGUGUGGGUGUCCCCAAGGGGAGCGAGUGUCCUCGGGGCAAGUGGGUGUCCCUUUGGGGAAGAUGGUGUCCUGAGGGGGGAGAGAGUGUCACCCGAAAGUGUGGGUGUCCCCAGUGGGAGCGAGUGUCUCCAGAGAGUGUGGGUGUCCCCAAGGGGAGCGAGUGUCCCUAGGGUGAGUGGGUGUCCCUGGGAGUAAGCCGGUGUCCCUAGGGGAGAGUGUCACCCGGAGAUGUGAGUGUCCCCAGGGGGAGCGAGUGUCCCUGGGGAGAACGAGUGUCCCCAAGGGGUGUGGAUGUCCCUGAGAGGGAGCAGGUGUCCCUAGGAGGUGUGGGUGUCGCUGGGGGAGUGGUUGUCCCUGGAGGAGCGAGUGUCCUCAGUGUGUGUGGAUAUCCCUGGGGGGAACGAUAGGGUGAGUGUCCCCAGGGGGGUGGGUGUCCCUGGGAGGCUGAGUGUCCCCGGGGGGGAAGGAGGGCGUUGAGCACCAAUAAAGGCAUCUGGGUGACGAGGCCU
Messenger RNA from Cuculus canorus (common cuckoo), 2761 nucleotides. RefSeq names its product Ras association domain family member 1 (gene RASSF1). Gene Ontology annotation, cellular component: microtubule cytoskeleton; nucleus. The record is from RefSeq and is a predicted model, not a curated record. Lineage: Eukaryota; Metazoa; Chordata; Aves; Cuculiformes; Cuculidae. The transcript is spliced from 5 exons. The coding region runs from base 443 to 2077 and encodes 544 amino acids. Gene Ontology annotation, biological process: Ras protein signal transduction.